Molecule: messenger RNA, 8211 nt
Organism: Plutella xylostella (diamondback moth)
Lineage: Eukaryota; Metazoa; Arthropoda; Insecta; Lepidoptera; Plutellidae
Source: RefSeq, a predicted model, not a curated record
UCUCGCUACAGUUGAGGCUGCGCCGGCGCAGUGGCACCAUGGCCGUGUGGUGCGGCGCGCGCAUCCUGCCCCUGGAGCGCAGGGUCUACUCCAUCACGCUCGUGAUAGAGCCGAACACGGCGUUCCUGCGGGCGGCGCGCGCCGGCCAGCUGGACACCGUGGUGGACCUGCUCAGCUCCGGCGCCGUCAAGGACAUCAACACUUGCAACUCGAAUGGUCUGAACGCGCUGCACCUGGCUGCCAAAGAUGGACACAUCGCCGUUGUGGACGAGCUGCUCAAGCGAGGCGCUGUCGUCGAUGCCGCCACUAAGAAAGGCAACACAGCCCUGCACAUAGCAUGCCUGGCCGGGCAGGAGGCGGUGGCGCGCGCGCUACUCGCGGCCGGCGCCAAGGCGGACGCGCAGUCUGCAGCCGGGUUCACUCCUCUAUACAUGGCAGCGCAGGAGAACCACGCCACGUGUGUCAAGAUGCUGCUGGCUGCUGGGGCCAGUCAGACACUGGCUACUGAGGACGGCUUCACUCCACUGGCCGUGGCGAUGCAGCAGGGCCACGACCGCGUGGUGGCCGAGCUGCUGGAGUCCGACACGAGGGGCAAGGUUCGACUCCCGGCCCUGCACAUUGCUGCCAAGAAGAACGAUGUGAAAGCUGCCACGCUUUUACUCGAAAACGAACACAACCCCGACGCGUGCUCCAAGUCGGGCUUCACGCCGCUGCACAUAGCAGCCCACUACGGCAACGUGGGCGUGGCGAAGGCUCUCCUGGCGGCCGGCGCGGACGCAGGCCGGGCUGCCAAGCACAACAUCACGCCGCUUCACGUAGCCAGCAAGUGGGGGCAGCUCGCCAUGGCCGACCUGCUGGUUGAACAUGGUGCCAACAUAGCAGCGGUGACUAGGGACGGGCUGACUCCACUCCACUGCGCAGCCAGGUCCGGCCACAGCAACGUCGUGACCCGGCUGCUGCAGCACGGCGCGCCCAUCACUAGCAAGACUAAGAACGGCCUGACGCCCCUGCACAUGUCAGUCCAGGGCGAGCACGUGGAGGCGGCGGGCGUGCUGCUGGGCGGCGGCGCGCCCAUCGACGACGUCACCGUGGACUACCUCACGGCGCUGCACGUGGCCGCCCACUGUGGGCACGUCAAGGUGGCGAAACUCCUUCUCGAUCGAAACGCCGACGCGAACGCGCGUGCUCUGAACGGAUUCACGCCGCUCCAUAUAGCGUGCAAGAAGAACCGACUCAAAGUUGUCGAGUUGCUACUCAAAUACGGUGCUAGCAAAUCAGCGACCACCGAGUCCGGUCUAACCCCUCUCCAUGUAGCCGCGUUCAUGGGCUGCAUGAACAUAGCGCUGGUGCUGGCGGGGGCAGGAGCUCGCGUGGACGCGGCCACGGCGCGGGGCGAGACGCCGCUGCACCUGGCGGCGCGCGCGCACCAGCUGGACCUCGUGCGCGUGCUGCUGAGGAACCACGCCGCGGUGGACGCAAAAGCUCGUGAAGACCAGACAGCUCUCCACGUAGCAGCCAGACUAGGGCACGCGGACAUAGCGGCUUUACUACUGCAGCACGGCGCGUCGCCCACCGCCGCCACGACCGACCGCUACACGCCGCUACACAUCGCUGCUAAAGAAGGCAAAGACGAAGUAGCAUCGAUCCUUCUAGAAAACGGCGCCGACAUCGAAGCGGAGACCCGCAAAGGUUUCACACCACUCCAUCUAGCGGCUAAAUACGGAGACAUCAAUGUAGCGAGGCUGCUAUUGGCUAAGGGAGCCCAGACCGAUGCGCCGGGCAAAAGUCAUAUCACGCCACUGCAUAUGGCCACGUAUUAUGGGCAUCCUGAUAUAGCGCUGUUGCUUUUGGAUAAAGGAGCAUCACCCCACUCGCUUGCUAAGAACGGCCACUCGGCUCUUCACAUCGCGUGCAAAAACAAUCAUCCGGAUAUUGCGUUUGCGCUUUUGGAACAUGACGCAGACCCGACCGUGAAAUCCUCCGCCGGCUUCACCCCCCUGCACAUGGCGUCCCAGGAGGGCCAUCUCGACUGUGUGGAGAUGCUGCUGGAGCGGGGAGCCGCCAGCGAGCCCGCCAACAACGGCCUAACCCCCCUCCACCUGGCCGCGUCCGAAGGCCGCACAGCCGUCAUCAAGACCCUCGUAGCCCACGGCGCGGACGUCCGAGCUCGCAGCCGCGACGGAUACACGCCUUUACACGCGGCCGCUCAUCAUGGACAUAGUGGCGCGGUCAAUGAGUUGUUGCAGGCGAAUGCGGAUGUCAAUGCGCAGGCUAAUCAUAAGUUCACGCCACUGCACCAGGCGGCGCAGCAGGGGCACACCUACAUCAUACAGCUGCUGCUGAAACACAACGCCGAUCCCAACGCACUGUCCUCGACCGGCCAAACCGCGUGCGCCAUAGCGGACCGGCUGGGCUACAUCAGCGCGGUGGAGGCGCUGCGGCCCGUCACUGAGAACACGCUCAGCCAAGCCGUCGGCGACUCUGGCGGAGCGGAGGGCAAGUACCGGGUGGCGGCGCCGGAGCUCAUGCAGGACACCUUCAUGAGCGACUCCGAAGACGAGGGAGGUGAAGUCGAGUGUCCAAUCCAGCAGCAGCAACAAUACCGCUACAUGAACAGCGAGGCGGGCACCCUGCAGCGCGCGCGCCCCCUAGAGGACAGCGUCACUGAUGGACACCUGUACCCCAGCAACAAUGACCGCAAGACGGCCACCAUCGACCGGCAGCCGCUGGACAUCGGAUUCCUGGUGUCGUUCGUGGUGGACGCCCGCGGAGGCGCCAUGAAGGCGAAGCGGCGCGGCGGCGUGCGCGUCAUAGUGCCGCCGGCUGCCUGCGCCGCGCCCACUCGGCUCACGUGCCGUGCCGCCACCCGUCGGGCGCCUGCCGCCGCGCCACCGCCGCUCAUGGAGGGCGAGGCACUGGCCAGUCGCUUGCUCGAGUUGCAGCCUCAAGGGGCCAAGUUCCUCGCGCCGGUGAUCCUAGAGGUCCCUAUCUACACGGCAUCCUGCCCCGAGCGCGAGAUCGUGAUACUGCGCUCCGACACCGGCGACACCUGGCAGGACCACUACCUGCACCACGCCGACAACCCCAUGAUACAGGAGGCCCUAGCCAAAGAGCGUCUCGAACACGGCGCCUCAGGCGAAUCACUCAACGCACUCGGCGAGCGAGUCACCCGCAUACUCACGUGCGACUUCCCGCACUACCUGGCCGUGGUGUCCCGCGUGCGCCAGCAGGUGCACGCCGUGGGACCCGAGGGGGGCACGCUGCAUAGCACCGCUAUACCACAAGUCCAAGCCCUGUUCCCGCCAUCAGCUCUGACUAAGCGCAUCCGAGUCGGGCUCCAAGCCCACGGCUGCGACCCGCUAGCGGCUCGUUUACUGCCAAGAUCAGCCUCCGUCGCGCCAGUGAUCACUGUGGAGCCACGACGCAGGAAGUUCCAUACCACGAUUACACUGACUUCGCCGUUGCCGCCUCCUCAGGGCGCCCCCGGCGACAAGCAAGUCUCGGGCAACCUGCGGCUCCUCUGCUCCAUCAUGGGCGGGCAGGCGCGGGCCGUGUGGGAAGAUGUCACCGGCUCCACGCCGCUCACUAUUAUUGGGGAUUGCGCCUCGUUCACCACCACUGUUUCGGCUAGGUUCUGGCUGAUGAACUGUCAGAAUGUGAGCGAAGCGACCAAACUGGCCACCGAUCUCUACAGGGAGAUGCUCCUAGUCCCGUUCGAGGUGCGCCUGGUGGUGCUCGGCAAGAGACUAGACGCACUCGAGGGCCGCCUUCUCGUGCUGCACAUCACCGACAGAUACGCCUACGAGACUCUGCUGCAGCAGGAACACUACACGGAGGUAGCUCACUCCACAGCAGUGCGUCUGCUGGACGGCAAGGACGUGCACCUGGAGUUCAGCGGGAACCUGCUGCCCGUCACCAAGUGCGGCACACAACCCACCUUCAAGUUUGAGGCGUUCAAAGACAACCGCGUGGAGUUCACGGUGCGCGUGAAGCACCAGGGCGAGCCCGCCGCCGGACGCGUCUACUUCAUGAACGAACCCAAGGUGGCGAAGGGCGAACAGUCGCAGACGCCGGCGUGCGUCCUAGACAUUGCGCUGCCGGAGCGCAUCGCGCCGCGCGCCGGCCAGAGCCACGCCGACUGUCUCCACCUCGACCAGUCUGGCUUCGACGCGUUGAACGACGAGUUGAGCUGGGAGCACAACAGCAGCCUCGGGCCCGCCUCGCUGCCGCACCAGGGCAUGAACGGACACAGCAAAGUCAUCACUAUCACAAACGGCGAUGUCAAACAUCACGACGCUAACGACACUAAACCAAAAGCCAACGGUGACUCCCACCACGUAGACUCCAACAACAUCAAGGCCACAUUCGACUCAGACGAAGACAAAACUCCGCACAACACUCUAGAGAAAGGCAAAAAGAAAGACCUCAUCAUCUCGGACAAACUGAGACAAACACUGAACUUCGACGACGACGCAAUGAUGGAGCCGCCACAGCCGAAGCCCAGAGAAGACAAGAAAAGCCCCCCCAAAGCCGCCCCUAGACACAUCAAGGAAGACAUCCUCGAUCAAGUCAACGACAUGUUCGCAGAUCUACAACAGAAACCGAGGCAAAAGGAAGAUGUUGAAAGCACGGUUUACAGCACAAAGUUAGUUGUCGACGAAACUGACAGGCCACUGCAGGAUAUCAAGGAAGAGCAGUACGAAAACAUGCAGCCCGUGGUCACACCCGGAUGUGCCAUCAAAUCUGAUCCGUUUAUAAAGUACUCGGGCUGUUGCGAUGGCAAGAACAAAGCGCACAAACACACAGAGGAAGAAACAUCGAACUUAGUCGACAGAAUAGAACAUGAGGCUUUCACACAGAAAGAGAAACUAAAAGAGCUGGACGACAGAGCACAAAAUGAAUUGGACGAUGGAUUACAGAAGAUACAACAAGAAAAAGACAACGUUCAACUGAAAUCCAAUAAGAUAAUCGAAGAUUUGAAGGACCAAAGUGAGAAAGUUAAAACUGACUUCGAAAGCAAGGGACUUGGUUUGCUAGCUGAUGCUAAACAAGGUUUCGACCAUGGAUCCUUUUUGGCAAAUGAAAGGACGCAUACAGCACUGCAUUUAGCUGAAGAAACUAAAAAUGGGGUUGCGUCAGACUUGGAAAAAGCUAGAUCGUCAGCUGAAAAGUCACUGAAUGAUGCAAAACAGACAAUUAAAGAGAAGGCCGAUUCAGUAGAAAAGGACCUCAAAGAAGGACUUAACAGUGCCGAAUCUAGUCUAAGCGAAUCAUUAGAUGAUAGUGUGAAGAAAGCUAACAAAAAGAAGAAGAAGGGUAAAGGGUUCAUAUCCGGUCUCGUCAACAACGUGUUCGGACAGAAAGACAAGAUCGAGAAUGAUGUUAAAGGAAAGAUAGCCGAAGGGAAAGACACAGCCAAUGACUUACUCGAACAGGCUUCAGCGAAGAAAGAUGAAAUAAAAGAAUCUGCAAACAAAAAACAAGAAGAAGUCAAAGAGGCAGUUUCCAAGAAACAAGAAGAGUUGAAAGAUACCGUUUCAAAGACAACUGAAGACGUAUCGAAUGCUGUGUCAAAGAAACAAGAUGAAAUCCAAAAGGCUGUGAGUCAACAGAAGGAACAGUUAACAGAUGCAGUUUCCAGAAAGGAACAAGAAUUAAAAGAAGCUGCUGCCAAGAAAGAAGAAGAAUUAAGACAUGCUGCUUCCGAAGUUACUGACGCUAUCUCGGAGAAGAAAAACGAGCUGAAAGAAAAAGCUUCCAAGAAACACGUCGAAAUAAAAGAAGGUGCUGAACACUUGGCCCAAAGCGUUCAAGACAAAAAGGACGAAGUAGCCAACCAAUUGCAGAGCAAAAAGGACGAACUACUAGACGAUGCUGAAAGCCACAUGGACAAAAUACGCAAGGAGGCUGAACAAACCACUGACGAAAUCAAAAGAUCCGCCGAAGAGGCUCUGAACUCCGCUGCAGCGAAGAAAGGACAACUCCAAUCAAACUUCAACAACAAAGUCAACGACAUCAAAGAAUCUGGCAAAGAAUCGCUGCAGAAAGCGAGCGACAAACUCAACGACAUCGAAAAGUCUUCGAAGGAGUCGUUCGAGAAAGCCCAAGACGCCGCCUUGAGUUCUUUCGGUAAACUCGAAAGUUCUGCCAAGGACCACGCGCUUGAGGCUCAAGACACCUUCGACGAUCUGCAGAGUGCGUCCAGAGACACGUACGCCAGUUUCCAAGACGAUGUUCACGGACUGGAGGGUUCCGCACAAGACACGCUGCGCAGCUUUCAGAGUUCCGCCGGCAACACUUUCGACAGUCUAGAAGAUUCGGCUCGGGAAGUGUUCACAAAUGUCCAUGGUCAGGCUGAAAUAGCCGAAGAUAAGUCGAAGGAGUUGUUUGGAGACGCCAAAACGUCCUUUGAAGGUUUCCAGGUUUCGGCUGAUAAUAAACUAGAGGAGAUUAAAGGUGGAGUGAAGAGUACGAUGGAUGAAGCAGGGGACAGGCUGAGAGAGACAGGAGAUGGCGUGGCGGCGGGAGUGAAAGAGACAGAGAGUGCUGUGGCGGACGCGGUCGCGAGCCAGGCCGACAACUUCACGAGCAACUUGAAUAACUUGGGCAAUGACGUGUUCGGUCUUUCGGGGAAAGGAUUCAUGAAAGACUCGAGCUCCAAGCUGCUGGAGUCGGAGAAGGCGCAGUCCACGCCCUCGCCACAGAAGAAGGGAUCCGGGAUACCCAAAUUGAAGAAGAAGAAGAAGUAAAUGUACGAGCGAUAGAAACGAAACGUCACGAUGUAUGAUCUAUUUUAACUAUAGUUGUCUAUGUGCGAUGUGCAUUUACUGUUUUUACUACAGCAAUCAUGGAAAAGUUUCAGUAAUACAUUCUCUAUAAUAAAUAUAGAAGUGUUUUCUGCGACUAAAUUAAAAACAGUUAAUGCAACUCGUUUAUAAGUGGGACCGCGUUCAGAUAUUAGCGUUGCGUAGAGCACCAUGCCUUACACAAGGUACAAACGAAGAAUUAUGAUUAAAUAUUAAUAUUUAGUAGGUCUGUACGUAGGAAUGUAAGUUAAUGUUCGGACGCGGUCUCUGAAGCACCACAAACAACAUCUCGUAACCACAUGGUGUUUUAUUUGUAAACUUUUUAUUAAUUUAUUGUUGUUACGUAGUCAUUAUGUACAAAAGGCAAUUUGUUCCAGUGUUGCGAUCUAUGUAUUCUUCACUAUGUAAAGAGUGUAUGUGUGGUUAGCAAUGUAUGAGUGUACACUUAUCAAUUAAUUUUAACAUGACAUGUAAUGUUAGGCUCGAACACACAGUUGAGAUUUAAAAAUAAAUUGAUCUGUGUGUCUAUAGCUUUAGUUUGAGUAACAAAAGUAAUAUAUUACAGAACACUAUAGAAGUUAAUUGAAUUGUUUUUAUAUUUUAUUUUUAUGUUGAAAUCAUCCAAUCUUGCCGUGACAUUUUUUUGUUAAAAUUCUGGACAUCGAUCAGUUUUUAGAAAUAUUUUUUGACGUUUUUUGGACAAAACUUAAGUUGCACUUUUUCUACUUAUAUUUCCUACUUAGGUAUUUAUUAAUAUUUUAUAUCAGUGAAUGUGCAUUUUAUAAUACUUUAUUUUAAGUGUUUCAUAUCAGUGUUGCAUAAUUUAUACAAUUUUAACUGUGUUUUCAUUGAUAUGUCAUAAUUUUACAUUGCUUUGUACAGACUUUAAUUUACAAAAACAAGUAUAAUUUCGUGAUAUAUUGUAAUAAUCAUUUUAAUAAUGUAAACGUGCUUUCUACAGUUCGAUUUCUUUAUUAUUUUAGUAGCGAGCCUACUAAAUAGAUCUGCUAGUUUUAUUUAUUUUUGGAUUAAUUUGCUGUUUCAUCAACUUGCUAAAUACCUAUGUCAUCUCAUUGAUUUUAAGUGAUAACUAAAAUUAUGUCAUUUACCACGUUGUUGAAACUAUUUUUAUCUUGAACACGCUUUCAAUGUUACAAAGCGCCCAAUAUCUAUCUAUAUCUACCCCACAUUAACUGUCAAUUGAACAUGGAAUGCCAUUUUAAACAUGAUUGGCGCAUACCAUUGACCAAUCAGCUGCUCGGAUCUAGCAGAUUAGCUAGCGGCAUUGCUCACUUCACAGUUAAUAUGGAGGAAUUGUGAACAUGCAUGUCUUAUCAAUGCAAGCAAUGCUUGUGAUGUGUAAACUUGUUACAUAUAAGAGAUUAUAUGAAAAGUAUUCUAGAGA